This is a messenger RNA of Andrographis paniculata, 1394 nucleotides long. Its product is annotated as ubiquitin C-terminal hydrolase 13-like. Gene Ontology annotation, molecular function: cysteine-type endopeptidase activity; protein binding; cysteine-type deubiquitinase activity. The transcript is spliced from 12 exons. Gene Ontology annotation, biological process: regulation of protein stability; protein deubiquitination. The record is from RefSeq and is a predicted model, not a curated record. The coding region runs from base 72 to 1097 and encodes 341 amino acids. Gene Ontology annotation, cellular component: nucleus; cytosol. Lineage: Eukaryota; Viridiplantae; Streptophyta; Magnoliopsida; Lamiales; Acanthaceae.
AUGCACUCUCUAAACCCAAUCACAGAUCUAAUUCUCGUAAGUAUCGCUUGCUCUGUUUUCUGUUUCUGAGGAUGUAUUGGUAUUCCGAUUUCAGACCGCAAUGGAUUCCGUCAAUCCGAGGAAUCAAGAAAAGGCAAAGGAAAAGGAAAAGGAAAAAGGGAAGGAGAGCAGUUGGGGAUCGAUCGGAAAAACGCCUUAGGCCAUGGGUUGGGGCUUUAAAAGAUUUACAUGGCAUACAUGGCCCCUUAAAAUUAUUCUUAAAAGUGGAAUUUGGACAGGAUUCGUGCCUUGUGUCUCCCCCUUGUAUAACAACAGAUGAUAUUUUAUUGUUCUUCAAAGUUUAUGAUCCUGCGAAUGAAAAAAUAAGAUAUGUUCAUCAAAGUAUUGAUUUUUACGAGGUUUAUUCUAGUGUGUACGUACUAGGUGAUUCUAAAUGGCGGAUCUUUCUUCGACGAAUGGGGCAAGGCGAUAAUGAUGUAUCAUUAUAUAUAAAAGUUGUCAAUGCUGCUUCUUUACCAUUUGGUUGGAGCAUUUACGUGGAAUACAAAUUGACUAUUAUUAAUCAAUUCACAACAACUUUGAAUUUCCAAAAAGUAUCAUGCCAUCACAUUAAUGCCAAAGACAAUCACCAUGGGUUUUCAUGUUUUAUGCCGUUUGAAGUAUUUUGCGGUGCAUACUUUGGAUAUACAAUUGGUGAUGCAUGCUCUAUCGAAGUGGAGAUAAUAAGCUACGGAGUGACAAAACGUUGGCCAAACUCUCAAAAGAAGGAAAUUGAGUUUGUGGGAUUAAAGAACCAAGGAGCAACAUGCUAUUUGAACUCCCUCUUGCAAACAUUGUAUUAUAUUUCAUAUUUUCGAAAGGUGGUAUAUCAAAUGCCUACCAAUCAUAACGAUGAGCCAAAGGAAAAUAUUCCCCUAGCUCUCCAGAGAUUAUUUUAUAAUCUUCAACAUAGUGAGAGUAGCGUUGCAACAAAUGAGCUGACAAGAUCCUUUGGUUGGGAUCAAUGUGAUGCUUUUGUACAACAUGACGUGCAAGAAAUGAGUCGUCUGCUAUGUGAAGCACUUGAAGAAUCUAUGACGAUCUUCAACUGGAUGUGAAGGGUUGUUAUGGUGUUUAUGCUUCACUUGAUAAGUUUAUUGAGGUUGAACAUAUGGAUAAUGAUAACAAAUAUCGUGCCGAUCGCUUUGGUUUGUAGGAGAUAAGAUUUGAGACUACCGUCAUGAUACUUUUAUUUAGAUCUAGCCAGGAGGAAUGGGGAUAUUAUUAGCUUUCAAAAGCCACUUAAAGUGCGCACAAGAAAUACCCUAUUUAUACAUCACAACCCUUCGUAGGUCGGCAAUCAAUGUGGCUAUAAAACAAAGCUUUAGUUUGUAUACUAACCCAUUGGAGAAGCU